Molecule: messenger RNA, 1770 nt
Organism: Diabrotica virgifera virgifera (western corn rootworm)
Lineage: Eukaryota; Metazoa; Arthropoda; Insecta; Coleoptera; Chrysomelidae
Product: cytochrome P450 6j1-like
Exons: 5
Coding region: 152-1642 (496 amino acids)
Molecular function (GO): heme binding; monooxygenase activity; iron ion binding
Source: RefSeq, a predicted model, not a curated record
CAAUUUUUCAUAGAAUAUACGAACCGAAACACUAUUCAAAUUUUUGACUAUCAAUAUUCACUUGAAUGUUGGUGUGUGGUGAUUUGCGUUGACGUUGAAGGUAUUCGUGUUAGGACAACUUGCCCAUUACUCGAUAAAAAGGACGACCAAGAUGCUUCUAACGUCGUCAUGGAUAACGGAUACUACAAUAUUAAUUGCCUUGAUAGGUUUGUUGAUUUACAAGUAUCUCACAAGACAUUUUGAUUAUUGGGAAAAAAGAAAUGUUCCGUAUCUAAAACCUACACUCCUAUUUGGCAACUUCAAAGAUGUGUUCACUUGUAAAUUAACUAUUCAGGAGCACUUGAAAAAUCUUUAUGAUAAAAUAGAUGCGCCAUAUUUUGGAGUCUUUCUUAUGGAUGAACCUUUGUUAAUUUUAAAAGAUCCCAAGCUUUUUAAAGAUGUUCUAAUAAAAGAUGCUGAUGUAUUCGCCAACAGAAGACCUCCUACACCUACACAUCGUCUUAUGGAAAAUUCAGUAAUUUUCAUGAAAUAUCCACAUUGGAAAAGUGUAAGAACCAGACUAACUCCAGUUUUUACUCCUGUGAUGUUAAAAAACAUGCAUGUCGAAAUAUCUGAAAUAACUAAAUCAAUGGUACAAUAUUUGUUCAAAAAUAAGAAAACAAUAGAUGGCAGAGGACUUGGAAAACUUUUUUCAGAUGAGUUGAUAUUUAAGUGCUUCUUUGGAGUUAAUCUUGAUAGCUUUAAUGAAAAACCAACUCCAAUAGGAUCGCUGGUGAAAAAAAUGAAUGAAUUUAGUCUCAGAAAUGCACUUGUUCAAAACCUCUCCUUUAUCAAACCAUCAUGGGCAACUCUGUUAAAGCUAGAUUUCUUUAGUGAUAGUUCAUUGAGGUUUUUCGAAGAUAUUUUCAAAAAAGGAAUGGAAGCUAGAAAUCACUAUGAUGGAAAACCACUGAAUUAUGUUGAUUUUGCAAAUAAAGGUGUCAGAGAAUUAGGAGAAGGAAUGAAUGCGAGUAAAGAGAUGGACAUGUCAGUAGCUGGUGCAAUAUUAUUUCUAAUAGCUGGUAGAGAUACGCUAAAUACAUUACUUUCUUUUACUCUAUAUGAACUAGCUUUGCACGAAUCUGUACAGACUAGAUUAAGGCAGGAAAUUCAAGAGAAUAUAAAAAAAUACGGUGGCAUCACAUACGAAGGAAUGCAAGACAAUAAAUAUCUAGAUAUGUGUAUUAAAGAAUCAAUGAGAAAGUACCCUCCUAUACCUUUCGUGGACCGAGUACCUAUAUCUGAUUAUCAAUUUGAAGGUAGCGGUUUAAAAUUAGAAAGUGACAAAAUGACAGUAGUAAUACCGUUUCUUGCGAUCCACAGAGAUGAGAAAUAUUUUCCUAAUCCUGAGUCAUAUGAUCCAGAAAGGUUCGCAGAAGAGACAGUAUCUGAAGGCUUAAUUUAUUUUCCUUUUGGGGAAGGACCCAGAGCUUGUAUAGGUAGACGUCUUGCAAUGCUAAGUUUGUCAAUAGGACUUUCGUAUGUGCUAAUGAACUUCGAAAUAGAAAGAAGUCCUGAAACUCCAACCAAGAUAGAGUUUGAACCUAAAAGUUUUCCGUUAAUAUCUAAAGUGGGACUUCCUAUUAAAAUUACUCCCUUAUGAGAUGAAAAAUAUUUAUAAAAUAUUGGAUUAACACUAUUCUAUUUGUUAUGUUGUAUAUUUGUCAAUAAAAAUAGAUUUAGUUAACCAGAUUCUAUAAUAUUAAGAUAAAUAAAAUAGGUAAAAGAAAA